Molecule: messenger RNA, 5514 nt
Organism: Glossina fuscipes
Lineage: Eukaryota; Metazoa; Arthropoda; Insecta; Diptera; Glossinidae
Gene: Map205
Product: 205 kDa microtubule-associated protein
Exons: 2
Coding region: 1022-4900 (1292 amino acids)
Source: RefSeq, a predicted model, not a curated record
AAUUGUUAAAUUCGUUUCGUGAAGACAGGCAUCUUUAGAAGUCGGCGAUUUAAUUGUUGCAUAUUCAGGAUUUACCUAAAAAAAAAAAAAUCAGAAAAAUAAAUUCAGCAUUUAACUCAACUAAAAAAAAGUUAAUUAAAUAAUUAAUUAUCCAAAAAAAUAAUUUCCUCAAAGCAGCGAAUCUUCUAUGUUGCUGUGUUAAACUGCAGAAAAAGGAGAAGAGUUCUUGCGUCUAAGAGCUUAUAUCAAUCAAAUAGUUAAUAAAAAAAAAGGUUUGUGUUUGUGUUUGUGAAUAUUGUUUAAACAUUAUUUCUUAUAUAUUGUGUUUGUCUAUAUGUGGUACAGUUUUGCAAACUUCCAUAAGAAGAAAUAAUGAAUUUUUCGAUUAACUGUUCGCAAAAAAAAGUUUUUUAAAUAUUUCUUAUAUAUUGUGUUUGUCUAUUUGUGGUACAGUUCUUCAAACUUCCAUAAGAAGAAAUAAUGAAUUUUAAAGAAAUCGAAUAACUGUUUCGAUUAACUGUGCGCAAAAAAAAAAAAAAAAUUUUUUAAUAUACAUACAUAUACGGUCAAGGAAAAAAAAAAUAGAAUAAUAAAAGAGAACUUGCGAAAUAAAAGGUGAUUCACAUCGCGUACACCCAUUUUGACAAGUUUUUUUUUAAUUGCUUUCAAUUUGUUUUCUUGUUGCAAAAGGAAUUUUGCCAGAAAACAUGCAAAAUUUAUCAAAAAAAAAUUUUUAAUAAAAUUUAUUAGGAAAUAUAGGUGAAAAUAUAGAAAAAAAGAUUGUCAAAAGAGGGAUUGCCGACAAAAGAAAAAAGGAAACGAAAAACUUAACGAACGUAAAAAAUUGUAACGAACGAUUUGCUGCGCAGGAUUUGAGAGACGCUAAUAACUUUAAACAAAGAGAAAUAUAGAUAUAUAUAGAGAAAAAAAAAAGAGAGAAGGAUUUAAAUAUUGUGCAGGUAAAAGAACAGAAGAAGGCUACAAAUCAAUUAAAGUUUUUCAGUGCGUGCAUAACCUGAAAAUGGAUCACGAGGAUACACUUGAAUAUAUCCAAAAUAAUUCGCAAUAUUAUAGAAAUAUGGAGAAUAGAAAUAUGCCGCAGCAAUUAAAUGUUGCCGGCUGUGGGGCUGACGGAGUUAGCGAUGUCGGUGGUAAGUACGAAGACAUCGAAGAGCAUGAUGCCGGUGAUGACAAUGAGUGGAAAUACGUUACAGAGGUGCAGCAGAGCGAAAAGCAGCAAUCUUUAAAAGUUUUCGGUAGCGAUGAUUUAGCAGAAAAAGUUAAUGCUGCUUCAAGCCCACAUUUGUUUGGCAAUAGUGAUGACAGCGAUGGUAUUGUCGAUGCCGGUAACAAUUUUGUAUUUGGCAAUGGCAACGCAAAUGGCGUCAACGUCGACACCUACGAAACGCAGCAGGCGUACGAAAAUGAGGAAGAUAUGAUGAUGGGUAAUGGUGUGUCGUCUUCUUUGGGUGUGUACGAUGAGAAACCCUUGGCUUCGGACGUUGACGUGGAAAUUUUUACAAACGAUGGUGAAUUUUCAACCACAUCUAACGUGACUGAUUCUGUGCAAGAUAAUGUGCCACAGGUUGAUGUUAAAAUUGAAGCAUCUUUGCAAGAUUAUUCGCAGCAGCCAGAUUUAGCUGAAGAAGAAGAGCCCAGUACUACAAAUGGCACCAGCAGCCUUAGCGAAAAUCCACAGCAACCACUGGCGGAACAAUUAAAUACAUAUGAUACGAUGUCGGCCCUAGAGGAUAAAGAAAACGCCGAUCCUUCGACAAAGAGAUUGUCAGUUGGUGAGCGUAUUUCUCCUCCUCAACUGCUUUCACUCGAACAAAACGCAUCACAACUUAAUCCAGAUGCCAAAGAAUUUGUUCCUAAUUUUGGUUCUAAUCCAGCUUCACCCACUUCACCUUUGUCUGGAGCAAAUCAAAUAGUUUUUGGUCUACAUUCAUUUGGGACCAUUACACCUCGUCAACUAAUAGUUGAUGAUGAUUUCGUUGCCGCAAGUCCACGCAAAACUGCCGAUAUGAAUAUGGACGCCAUAUCCCCGCCUAUAGAAUUAGCCGAGUUCAAACAAGAAGCUGCUCAACGCCCUCAUGAACUCGAACAAGAUGAUAACGAAAUUAACGAUGAUAGCAUGUCCGAUGAAGGAGAUCAGCAACUACCCUUUGAUAAUCCAAAGGCGAUCUCGUCACCUUUUGAUUUGAUUGACGAUGGUCCAGAAACCUGUGUUGAUCUUGAAAUUAACACCGAUUCGAAACCAUUUGAUGAACUGAGUGAAGUUCCUCAACAAAUGGACGAUGAUGUUAUGAAACGUUCUGUGUAUGUGGUGAACAGUGACCAGCGCAUAGAAGAUAUUUUGAAUUCUGUUCAACCAUUACCAACUGACACUGAAAGUUCCAAUAAUUCGUUCAUUGAAGAAAAUGCAACGGAGACCAUUAAUGUAGGGGAUAAGGAAUUAUUACAAAUUGAAGAGAAAGAGCAUGUGUCGCAUUCGCCCUCUACUGAGGAAAUGCAUAUAAAUAUUAUUACUGGCGAAGGCAAGGCAAUCGAUGACGGUCACAAAGUGGCGGAUAUCAGUAAUGUUGUUGUCACUUUGCCAGAAAACAUUAACGUGGAAAAUGAUAGUUUAAAGGAAUCAGAUGAAUUGCUAUCAGUAUUAUCCAAGACAAAUCUACCAAUUAGCAUCGAAAAUGCUUUCGUAAGCAACAAUGAUUUUAUGACUGAAAUAGUUGACGAAUGUAUCACACCGACUAAGUGUAAUGAAUUGGAAAAUGAGAAGAUAAUAAUCGCUAAGUGUAAUGAAUUGGAAAAUGAGAAGACUACAGUCGUUUGCGAAGAUAAUUUAAACGUGCAAGAAAUGGUUAGCAGCAGUCCAUUAUCAUUAGCCCAAGAGAAACAUUUAGUCGAAGAAACUAAAGAAUCCCAAGCGAUAAUGGAAAUGGAAAAUGAGAUGGCGGCUCUUACGCAGCAAAUGACUGAGAUGAUUUUAAUUCCAAGCAACGAUGGCCACUUUUCGGAGGAGAAGGAAGUUGAAACUUUAAAGACAACUGCCAUCGAUGUAGAAUAUCAAUCUCAAAUGGAUGCUGAUAUCGUUGAGCAACAAUUCGAAGAAAAAUUGUUGUCAUAUGAGAAUGAACCGUUAGACGAAAUUAGAGGAGAAUACGAUCAAGAAGCUGCUACUACUGCUAUCAAUAAAAUGGAAUCCUCAUAUAAUGAGAAGCCGUUGCAAGCCAUGACCCCAAGUCCCCAAUUGAGUUUUAGCAAUGAGCAGCGAGCAGCAAGUGAAGAAGUCAUGGAAGUCAUAUCUAAUUUAGAUAAUCAAUUAAUUUCGGUAGAAGAACGCAUUUGCGAACUGGCGGAUAAUGUCGAUAUUGAGUUGGCUCGCGAGGCACCAGAAUGUGAUGCAACUGAUAAGAUAAAUCAUUUUUCGAAUGAAAAAUCUUUUGAAGAACCACUGUUGGAACCAGAAAUUCAUAAACCCGAAAUGUUAAUCAAUAAUUUCGUGGAAAAUGAUAAAUCGGUUGAGUUAUUACAAGACGAUUCUAACGUAUUGACAGACCUUAUAACGAAAGAACCGGUCUUAGAAGAGCAGCGCGUCGUGGUGGAAGAGCCUAUAGUACCAGAGAGCAAAUUAGAAGAACAAAUUUCGGCCAAACAACCUAUAGAGGAUGCAAGUGAUCUAGCUACUACCGUAGCUCCUAUCGCUGUCGCAGCAGCAGCAGCAGCAGCAGCAGCAGCAGCAGUGGCCGCUUCUAAAAAAGUUCCCGCUAAUAAAACGCAAGCAAUUAAAAAAUCGACUGGAAAGGGGCAAACCAUCACGACUGCUCCAGCCAAAUUGAAAGUUGCCUCUACCGUGGCCACUAAGAAGCCGGACGCUGUUAAGCAACCAAUAACUGCAAGUAAAACAACAACAUCGGCUGUGAGCGCCAAGGCAAAACCAAUAGCCGCAGCAACCCGUAAACCAGCUGCAAGCGGUGUAACAACAACAAAUGAAGUAAAAUUAGCCACAAAAUCUCUGGCAGCAAGUGGUGCUACUACUGCUCGCCCACUUUCGAAGACAACGAACGCUGCUCCAGCUCGUAAAUUGCCUGCGGUAGGCGGCAGUAGUGUAGCGACGUUGAAACCACGUCCGGCCUCAGCGCCCGCAAAACCAACGUUGGGUUUGCCAGCGAUUAAAACCAAAGCGCCUUCUCCACGUUCGCAAAUUCGGAAGACAACGUCGACUAUCGCGCCGUCGACGGUAGGCAAAAGUGCUGCGAAAUUAUCAACUACAACAGUUACAAGCAAUUCUGGUGGCAAUCUUAAAACGACAACUACCGUAACAACUACGCGAACAAAAUCCACCGGUACAAGUGGUGGUUCAUCAACUGGUUCUCCUACCGGUAAAACUUUCACUGCGCGUCCAGCGCCGAAAUUCACCAAUACGGUAACAACAACCACAACAACAAGUACCAAACGUCACGCACUGACUAACAGCACAGCCGCCGCAACUGGUAAUAACUUAACUGCUAAGACUAGCACAGCACCUAUACGUAAGCCUUCGCCUGCAAAAUCGACUUCACAAACUACCACUAAGACUCCAACUAAGACUUCGGGAGCAGUUGGCGUAGGACAAAAAGCCAAGACUGCUUCCAAUAAAAUAACACCUAAUAAGACUGUUAAUAACAACACUACUCCUAAACCAAUAAGGAAACCACAAGGGGCAUCUAAGGCUGAUGACAAUCAAGCGAUACAAAUUCAAGAUAAAUUGUUAAUAAAUGGUGCUGAUGAUGAGAAGCAUACUCCUCUACCAAAUGGCGACGACAAGGAACUAACUAAUGCCGCACAAUCUGCAAUGAAUAGCGGUGAUGGUUUCAUCAAUUUAAAACCAGAAUCAUCGACUCCAGUGGAUGCUUAAUUGCAUUGAUUAUCCAUUAUUUUUAUGAUAGUGGGAUGGGUUAUAAACAAACUCCUACAUUUUUUCACUUUAUAAAUUAAGAAAAAUCGAAAGCAGCAGUAAUUCGUAAACGAACAGAGAAGAGAUUUUUUGGUUAAUUUUUUUGUUUUUUUUUUUGUUUUUUUUUUGUUUAUUUUGUUUUUUAAUUUUUUUUUUUUUUUUUGUUUUAUUACUACACGCCAACGGAUGAUAAAAGUAAUUUGAAGACUAAAAUUUUUAAAAUGCAUACAUUUGCAUGCGUACAUAUAUACAGAAGCAAUUUAUGAAACUAUUUUUUUAAAAGCGUCUUUUAUAUAGAAAGUUAUUAUAUUAACGAAUCUCUCUAUCUCUGAAUAUGAAAAAGUAAAAAAAAAAAAAAACAAAUAAAUAAAAAUAAAAAAAAAAAAUGAAAAAAAAAAGAAUAUUUUAUCCGAUUUUUUUUUUUUUUUUUUUUUUUUUUCAAAUUGAAAUAGUUUGUAGUAUUACUUAAUCACAUUUAAAAACAAACUCUAAUCAUGAUUUGUGCUAAUUUCUACAAAUGGGAAAUUAAUAGCAAACAAUUCCUAUGAAAAGAAAAAAAGAAAAAAAAAAAAAAA